AUGUACAUACCAAAUAUGAAAAAAAUUCAAAUGUUUUUUGGCAGUGGUGGUGAAGACGAAGGAUUAAAUAAUAUAUUGGAAAACAGCCUCCAAUUGAUUAAUAAUGAAAGUUGUAAUCAAAUUACACAAGAUUCAAUGACGGGUUAUGAAGGAAAAGUCUUUGUUAAAAAUCUUUACAAUAAUACACAUAUUUUACCAUCAAUAACGUAUAUUGUAGAAAAUCAAAUUGAAGAACAAGCAAGGGAAGAAAGUAAUGGAGCAUUUGAACCACCGGCUAUUUCGUUAAAAUAUAAUUGCGAAUUAGAAACUUUGAUUCUUCAUAUUAAUUAUGUUAGAGAGAUUGUCAGGUGUGAUUUAGCAGAGAUGGUAAUUCAUACAAAUGCUCCUCAUCAUAAUUUUAUAUGGAAAUUAGAGCUUUCACAAAUUAUGUCAUCAAUUGAAACACUUAAAUCAUCUGCAUUGAUAAACAAUAACAGCAAAGAAUUAGUAGCAUUUAAAAACCCAUUAGGUAAGAAGAUGAUUAUUUAUUUUUAUUUAGAGAAAAUAGAUGACAUGACCCCGUGA
This is a messenger RNA of Adineta steineri, 564 nucleotides long. The record is from the annotation of a GenBank genome assembly. NCBI's taxonomy places the organism in Eukaryota, Metazoa, Rotifera, Eurotatoria, Adinetida, Adinetidae.